Enhydra lutris kenyoni (northern sea otter) is the source of this 1830-nucleotide messenger RNA. RefSeq names its product transmembrane p24 trafficking protein 6. Gene Ontology annotation, cellular component: endoplasmic reticulum-Golgi intermediate compartment; endoplasmic reticulum; COPII-coated ER to Golgi transport vesicle. Gene Ontology annotation, biological process: endoplasmic reticulum to Golgi vesicle-mediated transport; intracellular protein transport; Golgi organization. The transcript is spliced from 4 exons. The coding region runs from base 242 to 967 and encodes 241 amino acids. The record is from RefSeq and is a predicted model, not a curated record. Lineage: Eukaryota; Metazoa; Chordata; Mammalia; Carnivora; Mustelidae.
CUUAGCUGACUGAGCCACUCAGGUGCUCCAUCCCUUGAGUUUUUGAGGUGAAACCAAAAACACUUCCUGUGAGCCAAGCAUGGGGAUAUUGUGCCAGUUCUAUUAUGGAAUAUCUCUGUGUGGCCCUGAAACCGGGCUAAGUGUGACUUGUAAGUUAAUGAUUACCCUAGCAGUUGAUUAAACUACUUGGUUUCACUAGACUGCAAGCAGUUCACCUGCAGAGGAGUCUCCAAAAAGCAACAUGUUCCCUUUGCUCUUUGGGGCUGGACUGGUGGUUCUGAACCUAGUGACUUCUGCUAGGAGCCAGAAGACAGAACCCCUUAUUGGCUCUGGGGACCAGCUGCUCUUCCAUGGAGCAGAUCGAUCUGACUUUGCCAUUAUGAUCCCUCCAGCAGGCACAGAAUGCUUCUGGCAAUUUGCCCACCAGAAUGGAUAUUUCUAUUUCAGUUAUGAGGUGCAACGGACACUGGGAAUGUCACAUGACCGACAUGUUGCUGCCACUGCACACACCCCACAGGGUUUCCUCAUAGACUCCUCUCAGAAUGUUCGAGGCCAGAUAAACUUCUCUACCAAAGAGACAGGUUUUUAUCAGCUUUGUCUAAAAAAUCAGCAAAAUCACUUUGGUUCUGUGCAAGUGUACCUCAAUUUUGGAGUCUUCUAUGAGGGGCCUGAGAUGGACCACAAACAGAAGAAUGAAAGAAAACAACUGAAUGAUACUCUGGAUGCCAUUGAGGAGAGUACACGGAAGGUGCAGAACAAUAUCUUCCACAUGUGGCGAUACUACAACUUUGCCCGUAUGAGGAAAAUGGCUGACUUUUUCCUUCUCCAAUCAAACUAUAACUAUGUGAACUGGUGGUCAACAGCUCAGAGCCUUGUUAUUAUUCUUUCUGGAAUCCUGCAGCUGUAUUUCUUGAAGCGUCUCUUCAAUGUCCCAAAGACUACAGACACGAAAAAGCCAAGAUGCUAAGCCAAAAUGACUACAGCAGCCUAGCUCUCUUCUUCUGGGGCAGAAGCUCUGUCAAAGUUUUGGUCAAAUAAGCUUUGUAGAUUACUGGGAAAAAAUCAAUUUAUCUUGUUCGAACAUCUUAGUCUAUUGCUUUCCUUUCCUCUCCAGUUGCCUCAAAAUGGCAAUAAAAUAAUAAAUGUGCAAGUUUUGAUAUUAGCUAUUACUAAAGUGUGUACCAAAUGCUACCAUCAAAAUACUGUUCAACAUACAGCGGUCCCUCAACCUUUACUAAGUCUAUCUAGAGGGUUUACACAUAACCUUGGGAAGGAGAAUUGAAAAAAAAUGGGACAAAACAUAUCUGUUUUAUAUGUUGCAUACAAAAACAGGAAUUGGUAGACUGCUUUUUUGUAGUUGAAAAUUUUAUUUUUAGAGAUGUCACCUUUGGAAUUUAAAAUAAGCAGGAAAAAAGUGUAUUUAAAGAAAUGCUUUAUAAUACAGGCAGUUUAAAAAAAAACUUAGUGGAAUUUUUUCAUUAAAAAAACAUUUUAAUAAUUCCAAAAAUAAUUUUGGCAGGCAUGGGCAAGGUGGGAGGAGCUGAAUUAUUUCAGUGUCUAUGAUUAGUGCUUUCUGUCUAGUCCAGUCAGGUAAAUAAAGGUUGGUAUGGGAAAUCACAUUUUAAGAAAUCAAGGUGAUGAAAAUAACAUUAGCCUGGGAUCAUACCAUCUCAGAAAAAGGAGAACAAGAACCAAGAUAUAUCAUCAAAACUACACUAUCACGACAGGAGAUCCUAUCCUUAGUAAUAGAAAUACCCGGUAUAUACGACAUAAAAAUAAUUCUUACCAUUUAUUUAACACCUAACAUUUGACAGGCACUGUGCUAAGUGC